Messenger RNA from Rotaria socialis, 390 nucleotides. NCBI's taxonomy places the organism in Eukaryota, Metazoa, Rotifera, Eurotatoria, Philodinida, Philodinidae. The record is from the annotation of a GenBank genome assembly.
AUGUUUAUGUUGUUGUUGAGUGAUAUUCGUGUAGACGUUACUGCGGAUACAACACAAAUGUCUGGCACACGGCCAACGGGCACGGACACUUCGAUGCAAGCUAUGACAAGCGUCACGACUAUUACUGUUACUAUGGCCACCAGCACCACGACAAAGCCUUCACGUGGUAAUGUACAACAAGAAUUGAUAAAUAUGCCACUGCUAUUUAUGUUUUUUUCAAAAGAAACAACAAUGAUAUUUCCAUUCAGUAUUAUGAUCGUCAACAUUGUUUUUAUGGCACUUAUGACGAUAUCAAUAUCAAAACGUGAUGCACAGGAUAGUUCAUCAACUAUGGACAAUGCAAACACCGCAACGGCUAUAAUGUAUUUAACAAUGGCACUACAACAAUAA